AUGGCUUGGUGGAUUCGAUACCUGCCUUUGCUUAUUUUGUCAGUAUCUGUAGUAGACAGCCAGUUAGAGGUCAACAUCACAACCGGUACAAUACGAGGUUUCAACAAAACAGUGAACGGGACAUCUGUGAACGAAUUUUUAGGUAUUCCCUUUGUCAAACCUCCAGUUGGGAACCUUAGAUUUGCAAAGCCCCAGCCUGCGAGCAACUGGACGGGGGUGAAGGACGCCACGGAGUACGGUCCAGCUUGCAUGCAGAGACCCAAUCCAUAUGGAUUUCCUAAUCCUAAAAACAUAUCUGAAGAUUGCCUGACACUCAACGUGUUUGUUCCUGAUACCCCUGGCGUCAAAGCUGUAAUGUUCUGGAUUCAUGGCGGGGGCUACUUCACUGGCGGAAGUUUUCACUAUGAUUUCACUGAAUUUGCUGCAAGAGGCGACAUCGUCGUUGUAUCAGUAAAUUAUCGCCUGGGACCAUUUGGUUUCCUGAGUAUAGAUGGCGCUAAUAAUGCAACUGGAAAUCUGGGACUGUGGGAUCAGAUUGAGGGACUGAAGUGGGUACAAGACAACAUAAGAGCCUUUGGUGGUGACCCUAAAAAGGUUACUAUAUUCGGAGAAUCUGCCGGGGCUAGCAGUGUCUCUCAGCUUGCUCUUACCACAAAAGCCAAAGGCCUUUUUCACCGUUUCAUUCCUCAGAGCGGGUCCGCCUGGGCAGAGUGGGCGUGGACGACGGAAAAAGCUGCAACACUUUCUUUAAAGAUUGGUGACAUUAUAGGCUGCCACGCCGGGGAGACAGAAAGGUCAAAACUCCUCGACUGUCUGCGGGAAACAACAGCUGAUCGAUUCCUAGACGCGAGUAUAGUUGCUACCACAGGCGUCCCUGGGAUCCUCCAUUACAGCGGUGAGGUCGAUGGCGAUAUGUUCCCAGAAUCCUUAUCAGACAUGUUUAAAAACCCUGAUUCAGAAGUCUCCCGGCACUUUCGUUCUCUGGACUGUUUGGGAGGUUUUACUGACGGAGAUGGGGCCAUAUUGACCCAUGACAUCGAUAACGGGAUCACCCCUGCAGAGUUACGAGACAAGUUCAUCCCUGAUUUGGCCAAGCAAGUGUCGCCUGGCCACGAAGCUGAAAUUGAGAACGUUCUGAUGAAGGAAUACUACAAUAGCGCAGCUAAUCGAUAUGACACUGCUAACCGCUAUGUCGACAUCAUGACAGACUGGGCGUUAGCAGGACCGGUGGCAAUUCUCACAGAUAAACACUCAGCAUCGGGUAAUGGCUCUACAUAUCUGUACUACCUCACAAAGGUACCUUCAUAUGGCUAUGUUUUGAAAUUCCCUCCUUGGUUCUAUCGGUCAAACCACGCAGACGACCUUUCGUACCUCCUCGGUCCAGAUCAUCCAACUAUGUUUGAUGACGGCGUCGAGUUCGAUGGCGGAGACAAGAGGAUUUCUUAUGAAAUGAUGAAGUAUUGGGCGAACUUUGCUAAAACAGGGGAUCCUAACAAACCAGACCCGCCGACUACAAACUGGCCGCAAUACACAGCAACCGGGAAAGAGUACAUCGAGUUAGGUGACGUCACCAAGCCUGCCUCUGACGUCAUACCCAGUCGAUGGAAGCUGUGGGUGACCACCAUUCCGGGGAUCCAGGCUUCUACCGUCUCUGCAGCUGGCGGCAUUCGUCCCCCAUUCUACGUCAUAGUGGCGGGUAUGAUGUGGGCCUUGGUGGCACGUCCUUAA
This is a messenger RNA of Lingula anatina, 1728 nucleotides long. RefSeq names its product fatty acyl-CoA hydrolase precursor, medium chain-like. The record is from RefSeq and is a predicted model, not a curated record. Lineage: Eukaryota; Metazoa; Brachiopoda; Lingulata; Lingulida; Lingulidae. Gene Ontology annotation, biological process: acetylcholine catabolic process; choline metabolic process. Gene Ontology annotation, molecular function: acetylcholinesterase activity. Gene Ontology annotation, cellular component: plasma membrane.